UUGUUUACCUGCCGACUGGCCGGGUGAUGAAACCGCCGGGGCGUCUCCUCCUCCUACUGGGCUGGCAUUGUUGUUGUUUUCGUUUUCCGCUAGCGGGCUGAACUUGUUGUUAUUGAGCACAUUCUGCUCCACUUUUCCUUCUCCGACGACAGCUCCGGUGAUGUCAGGGGUCUUCUUCCGCUUCCGAUUUCCGGGGAUGAGUUGAAAAUCAUCCGUCUCGGAGGUCUCUUCCACCUCCAUCCGUCAAACAACUCGAGGCACGAUGCCUUUAGCGCUCACGUCACACACGUCUACACUCUCGGAGCUGUCAGAGCCAAGUGUGUGAGUGAAAAAGAUUAUCCGCCGAAUAAUCAAGCGGAUGAUUUUUUGAGAUUAUUUUCACCGAUUUUUCGUACGCGAGAGAGAAGAGUGAACGAAAGACGGUCGAGAAAGUCUGCGUUUUGAGUUGGUAGUACACUGACCUAGUCGGAGCUUAGAGCAAACAUGUUCGGAACGCGGAAGAAUCUCGGAAUGCGGAACGGUUUGGGCGCCGCCAUGCUGCUCACGAACCCUGAAUGGCUCCUUUUACACGUCUGUUGGUCGAUCCUGUGCAUCGUCGAGAGCUACCGCCUGUUCCUGCACGACGAUUACAGCGCGUUCAUUCGUUGGAUCAUCGUAACGGCACUAUUAGUCCUCAUUUUUCCUUCGAAGCCACCUGCGUUACGUUCCUACGGAAGGCCACCGUUUUCAUCGCCCAGAUUCACAUUGAGCAACAUGGUUGGAUUCCUUUUGGCGAAAACGGUUCUUCUGGCCAUUCCGAGUACUGAAUGGAUCUUCUUGCACUGGCUGCUUGCGCCGUUUGGAGUUGCAAUUGGAAUCUGGUCCGUUGGCAAUCUCGGCAUUGAAAAAGGAGUCAUUUGGCACAGUUUGGCAGCGGCUUUCUUGUCUUACGCGAAUCUCUUCGUUCUGAAGUUUGUACCGAACAAUACGCACAGACUUGCUGUGGUAACUUUUGUGACGGCGAUCGCGUUCAAUUUGUUUUCCAAAGAAUGGGAUAUCCCCAACCACGUGCAAUCUCCAAGGAGAGUAGCAAACCAAAUUUUUAACGGUGCUGUACAAUUCUUCUCAAUAGUAAUAUUGCCGCUGUUCGAAUUUUAUCAGAAUGUCGACAAAAUCGACUCGGACGCCGAAGAUCGCUGGAACGUGUUCUACGGAUAUGCCAAAAUCUGGUGGAAAGUAUUGUGUCGACUUUAUAAGUUUAUCCAACAAAACGACCAAGCCGCAUAACUUAAAAUGUAUUAUUUCGAAUGCAGAAAUAAUAAAAAAGUGCCUUUUUUAC
This is a messenger RNA of Culex quinquefasciatus (southern house mosquito), 1318 nucleotides long. RefSeq lists its product as uncharacterized. Gene Ontology annotation, biological process: endocytosis. The coding region runs from base 484 to 1266 and encodes 260 amino acids. The record is from RefSeq and is a predicted model, not a curated record. NCBI's taxonomy places the organism in Eukaryota, Metazoa, Arthropoda, Insecta, Diptera, Culicidae. The transcript has 3 exons. Gene Ontology annotation, cellular component: early endosome; plasma membrane.